UAAAGAACGGUGGAGAUCGAUAAACACGAUGGAUCAUGGACAUAACCAACAAUUCACUGGUUCGGUCUUCAGUCGAAGUGUUAUCCGCCUGUUAGCUGUGCGUCAUGGCUGCCCUGCUAGAUCGGAAGGUGCAUCUUAAGUCGAUACUGCUGUUGUGGGCGGCUUUGCUGGUGGUGUUCCUAUUCUUCAUUUACAAGACGUGCCUGGUCGAAACAAUCAACUCGUACAAAGUGCUGGACGACCACAACCGUGCCCGGGCCCGGCAGAUCGAGCAGGAUGUUGGGCAGGGUAAACGCACUCGCUACAUACUGCUCUACACGAGCUUCUUCGAGGAUAAGCAUUGGGGUUUGCCGGCUGAAACGAUCGAACCGGACUACUUUUCGAUGACGCACUGCCCGGUAACGGAUUGUGUGCAGACCACCAACCAUCAACUAUUGCCGUCCAUUACGGAUUACGAUGCGGUCGUGUUCCACGUAGCCACGCGCUGGGGUGGGCCCAUGCCGGUGGUUCGCAGCCCGCAUCAGGUGUAUGUGGCCGCCGAUAUGGAGUCACCGGCACACACCAAACACACGCUCCGUCUGGACGGGGCCUACUUCAACUGGACGAUGACGUACCGACUGGAUUCGGACGUGUUGUUCAACUACAUGAACGUUGUUGAUCUGGAAAGUGGUGAAGUGAUAAGCCCGGCGUUGCGUCCCGCUUGGCGAAACGGGUUCUACGAGUAUAACAACACAAUCCUCGCGGAAACGGUGGCAGGCAAACAACGAAUGGCGGCCCAGUUUGUGUCACACUGCGGGUCAUUGUCCGGACGCGAUCGACUCGUGAAGAAAAUGCAGUCGGUCGGUUUGGAGGUGGAUGUGUACGGAAAGUGUGGCCCAUUACAAUGUCCCCGGGGGAAUACGGAAUGCGAUCAAAUGUUGGACACGGUGUACUGGUUCUAUCUAUCGUUUGAAAACUCACUGUGCGUCGACUACGUCACUGAGAAGCUGUACAACGCACUGAAGCACAACAUUGUGCCGAUCGUGUUCGGUGGUGCUGACUACAAUCGGUUUAUGCCACCCGGUUCGUACAUCAACGUGCAAGACUACGGGACGGUAAGCGAGUUGGUGGACCAUCUGCGAUACCUGGUGGACAAUCCGAUCGAGUAUGUGAAGUACUUUUGGUGGAAGGAACAUUACGCACUCGAGAACACGAACUCAUAUUGCGAUCUCUGCGUAAAGCUGCACAGCGUGAAUGCACGGGAAAGGGUACAGUAUUAUCGCAACAUUAAGGCUUGGUGGUAUGACGAUGCUUGCACGGCAAAGCCCAAGAUUGAGUUUUAAUCCACAGCUUAAACGAAAUAGUUACACUAGGGCGGUUGCAUUAUUCGAGUGUGAAUUAUAGUUCUUGCUAAUGUUGAUAUGUUGAUGUUGAGCUAUUGAUGCAUAAAUUGCACCUCAAUAUAUUGAUAUUGAGCUAUUGAUGCAUCAUUUGUACAUUUUUGCUGUUAUUCCGUUUUUAUGUGUCUGGUGAAGUUUGUAUUUGUUGAAUGCUACUUUAUGCAUCGACUUCGAAUUUAUUUGGAAAUGUUGUUUUUCCUUUUGAGCUUCUACGACUACGACAA
This is a messenger RNA of Anopheles moucheti, 1603 nucleotides long. Its product is annotated as alpha-(1,3)-fucosyltransferase C. Gene Ontology annotation, molecular function: alpha-(1->3)-fucosyltransferase activity. Gene Ontology annotation, cellular component: membrane. NCBI's taxonomy places the organism in Eukaryota, Metazoa, Arthropoda, Insecta, Diptera, Culicidae. The transcript has 3 exons. The record is from RefSeq and is a predicted model, not a curated record. Bases 105 to 1322 code for a protein of 405 amino acids.